Messenger RNA from Pterocles gutturalis (yellow-throated sandgrouse), 1979 nucleotides. RefSeq names its product rap guanine nucleotide exchange factor 2. The transcript is spliced from 11 exons. Gene Ontology annotation, molecular function: protein binding. Gene Ontology annotation, biological process: positive regulation of ERK1 and ERK2 cascade. The record is from RefSeq and is a predicted model, not a curated record. Lineage: Eukaryota; Metazoa; Chordata; Aves; Pterocliformes; Pteroclidae. The coding region runs from base 314 to 1969 and encodes 551 amino acids.
UUCCCCAGGCUCGGGGAAUGGUUUUGUUCCCUUGGAUGAAUGCUGGAUAUGUAGGGUUUCGUCAGGCUCUGUACGUCCUGACAUGCUUAGACUUUCCGUGUUACAAAAAUGGAGACUAAGGCUGUCGUUUGGAUUGCUGCUCUGCACUACAAGUGCAAGGGGGGUUUUGAGCUUACCCGUAGUGACACUUUUAGCUUCAGCUUGCUUUCCACCCCUCCUCCUCCUUUUAAUUUAAUGCUGUAGAGGGUGACUUGCCAUCCAUAAGAAAUUGGUACAUGAUGUGUAAAUUCAGUUCAGCUUAUGUUUCUUCAUUAUGAAACCACUUGCAAUCCCGGCUAACCAUGGAGUUAUGGGCCAGCAGGAGAAACACUCUCUUCCUGCAGAUUUCACAAAGCUGCACCUUACUGACAGUCUCCACCCACAGGUGACCCACGUUUCAUCUAGUCACUCAGGAUGUAGCAUCACUAGUGAUUCAGGAAGCAGCAGCCUUUCUGAUAUCUACCAGGCUACAGAAAGUGAGGCUGGUGAUAUGGAUCUCAGUGGGUUGCCAGAGACAGCAGUGGAUUCUGAGGAUGAUGAUGAUGAAGAAGAUAUUGAAAGGGCAUCGGAUCCUUUGAUGAGUAGGGAUAUUGUUAGAGACUGCUUGGAGAAAGACCCAAUAGACAGGACAGAUGAUGACAUUGAACAACUACUGGAAUUCAUGCAUCAAUUGCCUGCUUUUGCCAACAUGACAAUGUCAGUGAGGAGAGAGCUCUGUGCUGUAAUGGUGUUUGCAGUUGUGGAGAGAGCAGGAACUAUUGUACUAAACGAUGGGGAAGAGCUGGAUUCCUGGUCGGUCAUUUUGAAUGGCUCCGUGGAGGUGACAUACCCUGAUGGAAGAACAGAGAUACUCUGCAUGGGGAACAGUUUUGGUGUUUCCCCUACCAUGGAAAAGGAAUAUAUGAAAGGAGUGAUGAGAACCAAAGUGGAUGACUGCCAGUUUGUUUGUAUAGCCCAGCAAGAUUACUGCCGCAUCCUCAAUCAAGUGGAAAAGAACAUGCAGAAGGUGGAAGAGGAAGGGGAGAUUGUGAUGGUGAAGGAGCACAGGGAGCUUGACCGCACUGGAACGAGAAAAGGUCACAUUGUCAUCAAGGGAACAGCUGAAAGGUUAACAAUGCAUUUGGUGGAAGAACAUUCUGUGGUAGACCCAACAUUUAUAGAAGACUUCCUGUUGACGUAUCGGACCUUUCUUUCCAGCCCAAUGGAAGUGGGCAAGAAGUUGUUGGAGUGGUUCAAUGACCCCAGCCUCAGGGACAAGGUUACACGGGUAGUAUUGUUGUGGGUGAACAAUCACUUCAAUGAUUUUGAAGGAGAUCCUGCUAUGACUCGAUUUCUGGAAGAAUUUGAGAACAAUUUGGAGAGGGAGAAAAUGGGUGGACAUUUGAGGCUGUUAAAUAUUGCUUGUGCUGCUAAAGCUAAACGAAGAUUGAUAACCUUAACAAAGCCAUCUCGAGAAGCCCCUUUGCCUUUUAUCUUGCUGGGAGGGUCAGAAAAGGGAUUUGGAAUCUUUGUUGACAGCGUAGAUUUUGGUAGCAAAGCUACAGAAGCAGGCUUGAAACGUGGAGACCAGAUACUGGAAGUGAAUGGUCAAAACUUUGAAAACAUUCAGCUGUCAAAAGCCAUGGAAAUCCUUAGAAAUAACACUCAUUUGUCUAUCACUGUGAAAACCAAUUUAUUUGUUUUUAAAGAACUCUUGACACGGUUGUCAGAGGAAAAAAGAAAUGGUGCUCCCCACCUGCCUAAAAUUGGUGAUAUUAAAAAGGCAAGUCGUUAUUCCAUCCCAGACCUUGCUGUUGAUGUGGAGCAGGUAAUAGGAUUAGAAAAAGUAAAUAAGAAAAGUAAAGCCAACACAGUUGGGGGAAGAAAUAAAUUAAAGAAGAUACUUGACAAGACUCGAAUCAGUAUUCUGCCUCAGAAACCAUACAAGUGAGUUUUUUAUU